AGCAAAAUUAUUCAUUAACGACUUAGCUGACUAAAGAGUAACUUAUAUAUAUUGUUGUUGUUGUUUACUACUGAUCAUCUUAAUUAGUGAUUAACUUAAUUGUUGUACAUUUAACAAUAUGCAUUUCACAGCAGCCAUUUUGGUUUUGUUGCUUCCAUUAGCAUGGGCUCAAUCACGAUCAAGUCAAACAGCUCAACAAUUGUGCCGAAAUAAUCCUAAAGGAGGUUCACUAUUCCCCCAUGAAGAUUAUUGUGAUUACUACUAUGAGUGUGAUUCCGCCACCGGAGAUGCCGUUCUCCAGGCCUGUCCCAAUGGUCUUGCCUUCGCUGGAUCUAAAAGAGGUUUAAUCCAAAACUGUGAUUAUCCUCAUCGAGUUGGAUGUCCAGACGGAACCCGAGUUAUUGGACAACAACCUCAAUCAACCGAAAACUGCCAUUGGCAAUAUGGUGUUUUCCCUCAUGCCACUUCAUGUACUCGAUAUUGGCACUGUUGGAAUGGAACCUCAACAAUCCAACAAUGUCCAUUCUCACUUCUUUAUAACGACGCUCUCCACGCCUGUGACUGGCCUGAUAAUGUUCCUGAUUGUCAGAAACACCCGAUCUGUAAGGAUGUGCCAAAUGGUCCAGUCCCAAUAGAAAAGAGUUGCGUCCGUUAUUGGCUCUGCGUUGGUGGUUACCCACGACUUCAACGAUGUCCCGCUGGACUUGCCGUUAAUCCAACUACCUUGAGAUGUGAAUUAGCAACAACAGUUCCUGGAUGUGAACCUCCACCAACCACACCUCAACCUGAUGAAGAGGAAGAAGCUCCAGCCUCAGGCAAUUCAGGAAACUCAGGUAACUCCAAUUCCGCUCCAAGACAACCCCAAGGGCCACUUCCACCACAAUUUAGACCAAAUCAAUCUGGAGUCAGACAAGUUGGAAAAUAAUAAUUUAAUAGACAAUUAGAUUAUUUAAAUCUGAUCAACAAUCAGAAAUCAACAAUUAAAAUGGUGACAAACAAUAAACAAAAAACUAACAUUGCACAAAUACAUUCACACCACAUUCACACUACAUCAACACACACACACACAUACAUAAAACUAUUUUAAUUUUAAUUAUGAUUAUGUAAUAAUGAGACAAUCAAGAUUACAAUCAAAUGUAAGUCCUGAUUAUUUAGUUAAUUUUUUCCAUCUAAAUUUACAUUUGGCUAAUCUCAAUUAUCUCACUCACUCAUUUUACAUUUAAUUGCAAAAUCGAGUUGAGAUUAUAUUUUUUCACAAUCAAAUUUAACACCAACUACUUUUUUUAAUCAUGUUCCCUAAUCUAAUUUUAUAUCAUGUCCAAUCACGACUUAAACAACAAUUAAAAAAAACAAUAAAAAACAAUAUAAAAAUAAUAUAA
Panonychus citri (citrus red mite) is the source of this 1379-nucleotide messenger RNA. RefSeq names its product protein obstructor-E-like. The transcript is spliced from 5 exons. Bases 119 to 925 code for a protein of 268 amino acids. Gene Ontology annotation, cellular component: extracellular region. Lineage: Eukaryota; Metazoa; Arthropoda; Arachnida; Trombidiformes; Tetranychidae. Gene Ontology annotation, molecular function: chitin binding. The record is from RefSeq and is a predicted model, not a curated record.